Messenger RNA from Penicilliopsis zonata CBS 506.65, 3106 nucleotides. RefSeq lists its product as hypothetical. Gene Ontology annotation, cellular component: Ino80 complex. Lineage: Eukaryota; Fungi; Ascomycota; Eurotiomycetes; Eurotiales; Aspergillaceae. The coding region runs from base 348 to 2807 and encodes 819 amino acids. The transcript is spliced from 5 exons. The record is from RefSeq and is a predicted model, not a curated record.
CGUCUCCUUCCCCUUUCGCCUCGCCCAAAGUCCUCUUUUUCGUCUCCUGGAGGGUCGUUUCACUCACUUGGGGUUGUUCUUUUUUCCUAUUCUUUUUCAUUUCUCUUCCUCGCCCUGAUUCAUCCAGAUCCAUCACCUACAACCCUCCAUCGGAUGCCGGUUGGUUAUCUUGGUGAUCAAGAGAGAAGGGACGAUUGAUCGCUUUUUCCCCAUUGCAUCGCGAUUCCAGGGGUUAACGCCAGCACGAAACCCCCAGUUUUUCAUCCACGACAACCUUUGUCAACUUCGACUUCGACUUCGAGAUUGGCGACGCCCGUGAAAACGGAGUUGUGAGCCAGCAACCAACCAUGGCGGAGGUCGACAGCAUCGUUGCGGACGACUCGUUCGUACAGUCCGAAGCCCCUGACGAACCGGCUACGCACAACAUGACUGUCAGCGCGACCGUGGGUACUCGCCGGCAGGCGAACGGGACUAUUGGGUCAGUGUAUUCGGGCAACAAGAUCCGACAUCUCAAGAAGGAGGACGGCAUCCCGCUGUGGCGCAAGGACAUCCAGUACGAGUUCCUCAAACUCGUCUUCGAGGACAAGACCCCCGUCUUUACGCGCUACUCGGACGGCCAGCGUAACUUGGACUUUGCCGAUAUCUACAUCGAUUCAAUGGCGCGCAGCAGCAAGACCAGCAAGAUUCUCAAGGAUAAGUUGCAGAAUGACAAGCAAGCCGCCAUUAGCAUGGCUAUGGUGUGUCUGCUGGUCAAUUUUGGCCGGAUGAACACCACCCUCAAUUUCUUCCCGGAGAUGCGGGCUCAGUUACGGACCUACCACUCAAUCCCUUCGUUGCAAGCACGCCAGGACCCCAAUGCCUACAAACAACUGCAGGAUGCACCGCGGCUCAAGUCCAUCCUCAAGGGCGCCUCCGAGGAUACCGACCAACCCAACAGUCUCGAGAAGAUCAAGCGUGCUCCUAUCCCGCGUACAAACCCCGUCAACCUCAUCUUUGUACUCGCGCAAUACGCGCCCAAGGUGUCGGAGAUGCACUUCUUUCCCCCGCGCGAUUUCUUUGAUCUUGUCAUGCGGUCCACACUUAGCAGUCGGAGUCGCGCCAAGGCCUUUCUCUGGCUGAUGUGGUGGUAUCUGGAGAGCGAUUUCACUCGCGAGGACGCCCUGCGGAACCCCUUCGGAGCCGGUCUGGACGGUGAAGGCACCGGCGGGUUGCCAGUCAAGGUUCCGGCGUUUGAGAGUUUGACGGAGGAGCAAGCGGAUGGCGAGAACGUCGACACCCAGUCAGAACUCGACUACGGUGAAGCGAAGCGCCUCGAGCGGAAACGUAUCCUUGAGGAAGAAGAUCCUACGCCUCGAGUCGUGAAACGGUCCAAGAAGGGUAUGGCCGAUUACGGCUACGAUGAUGACCCAGCCUCAGGAGAUCUAUCUGGCUUUGUCUCCGGACGAGAUCGGAUGGGCGCCGGUGACCGCGGAUCUGCCAUGUCGACUCCUCUGCAUCCGUCGGCAAGACGCUAUCCCCUUAAUGAGGAAGACGACUACCAGACACCUGGCCAGUCAGCCCAAUCACGGUACAAACGGCCUAAGCGCGAGUCAUCGCUGAACCGCUCCGUCGGCCAGCAGCGCCUGAUCCUCAAGACGAAGAUGGACCAGACACCCGACGCCGCGUCCCCCGCGCCCCCGGGAUCUGGGCACCCCGUUCUGAACCGUUUCGUCACGGAACCGUCGCUCACCCAACCGGCGCUGAUUCGGCGGCCGCGGCCGCUCACCCAGCACCAGCUGGCAGUGGAGCAGAAUCGCCGCCAGCGAAUUGAGUACCUGCUCGCGAAGCGCAAGUCCGAGGCCUACCGCCUCCUCCGCACCAAGCGCGAAAGUGAGAUCCCCUUUGCGCGGUAUGGCCGCCUUCUGCAGAGCCUGCCGGAUGGCUACGACACGGAAGAUGAGGAACACAGCUGGGGCAAAGGCGGGCUGGUCCCCAAUCCCGAUGAGGAAGAGGAUUACGGUGAAUCAGCCAAUUAUUUCCUGUCGAUCAUCCGCAAAGCGACCCGACGGCUGGACCGGUGGGAUCCAGACGAAGCGAACGGGCCGAGGAAAGACCGCCAGAAGGAGCGCGAGGAACGACACAAAGCCAAAGAGAAUAUGUUUGCGCUUGGCUACCCAGCAGAGCCGUCUCGUGGCGGAGCGACCGCCGCCGGUGGUGCCGGUAGCGGAGGUGGUUCUCGCGCCAAGGCCCGCCCUUCGAAACGCAAACCGGCCAGUACGACCGCCACCCCAAGGAGACCGGCGGGCUCUGGUGCUGCUCGCAGCAAAGCCAGCCGCCCGCGUCCAAAUCGUGGAUCGGCCGCGGACUCGACGCCCGCUGGCUCGACGCGGGAUGGUCUGGAGGCGCCGUCGCACGAGCCAGAGCUCUCGCCGAUGCCUGCCUCCAUGGGUGACGGCGACGGGGAUGGAGACGAGGGCCUGGACGAAAUUGACAAGGAGCUCCUGGGCGAAGGGAGCGGCGAUGACGACGACGACGAUGACGAUGCGGACCGCUCGCACGCUCACCUGCCACGGCGCGACCUGCGGGACGAACCAGGCUACGAGGACAGCUUCCUGGGCGAAGGGUACGAGGACGCACUGUCGUCGGACAACGACGAUGAAGCCGACGAGGACGACCUCGAAGACGACAACUCAUCCGCCUCCGACGGCGGGAACGGCUAUGCCGCCAGCGAAAGCUCAUCGGUUGCCGGUGAUGCCCUGGAUGCCGAGCCGGAGCGCAUCGUGGCCGAGGGAGAAAUCGACGACGAUGAAAUCAUGGGUGAUCAUUAAUAUUGUCUUUUUCUACUAUCCUUUUUAUUCUUCUUUUACUAUCAUUAUUAUUAUCCCUUUUUUUUUUCUCCUUCCCCUUUAUCUUCUAUCUCAUGUUCAUCGUUUUCCAUGUCCAUCCGGUCAUCUCAUAUGGCAUGACUCGUAUCACCACAGGCCUAGGCAUGUCCUUUUGCAUCACAUAAAUGCAAUAUUUCUUUACUAGGUUUCUAAUGAGAUUGAAUACCAGCUUACAGAUACAUCUUCACCUAUGCUUGACGUCUAUCCUUUUCAAGAUAUAGUUAUAUAUAUUCUUUCCCAAC